Messenger RNA from Brassica rapa (field mustard), 1955 nucleotides. Its product is annotated as putative germin-like protein subfamily 1 member 2. Gene Ontology annotation, molecular function: manganese ion binding. Lineage: Eukaryota; Viridiplantae; Streptophyta; Magnoliopsida; Brassicales; Brassicaceae. The record is from RefSeq and is a predicted model, not a curated record.
ACUCAAUUAGUUAUCGGUUCAACCAAACGUUAGCGUCUUAGCGUUCGAAUUUUGAAAAUGAAUAUCUAACCAUUCGAGGGAAAGACAACGGAGAAGAGAGGUGGAAUAAGGGCUUUAGAAAGAGGCCUGUCUGUCUAGUUAAAUGGGCCUUGAGUCAGCAUCGGAGGUUCUUUAUCGUGUUGGUACAUUUUGUGAGCAAGAGAGUGUUUUCCUAUGAAUACAUACUCCGUCUGUUUAUAUAAAAAGUUAAGAAAUCAUGUAACUAUGCGGGCUCGACUAUAAUUUAAUUCAAAACUAAAAUAAUUAAAGGGAGCAAGUCAUAAAACGAUUUUCUCCACAACUUAACAUGCAUUGAAUCAUUCCGAUUUAAACUUUCUUAGUUAGAUAGACUUGUCUUCUUGCCACUUCUCCUCUUGAUGCAUAUUCUAUUACUUGACCAAUAUGAUCAAACAACUAAAGUUAAUUAAUGGAUAUGUUUUUUGUUUAUUGUACCUGGUGUGUAUGUGUAGCUUAAGUGAUUGAUGUUAACACUAGCUUUAAAUUUCAAAGAUUAAAAAUGUGCGGUUAAUGUGUUUUUGGGGUGAUUAAUGUUUGGUCAUGUGGUUAACACUAGACUUCAAUAAGAUUAUCAAUGUUCCGGUGGUUAACAUGUAAUGGUGUAAACAUAGAUGCAAACACAGAAUCAAACUCAAAUGAAACGAUCAUUAAUGCUGUUCUUAUAAUAGACUUUGAUUUUCCGUGGAAACUCCGUCAAGCGAUUUAUGUAUAUUAAUGCUGCUUUAUAACUUGUAAGCUAAAAUGUUCUUAUAAUAGACCUUUUUCCAUCAAGCGAUUAAGUAUAUUUUAGAUGAUGUUUACAACUUGUAAGCUAAAUCAGAUGAUUUUAGACGACUUCUUGGGGGUAUAUAUAGCGCAUGCACGAUUCUCAUGCAGCGUCAUUCAAUACACAAAGUAAGGAGAAAAAAAAAAAAAACAAACGAGCAUUUUAAUUUGAAAAUAAAAUGAAAGGUCUUCUUCAGUUUCUCAUAGGUAAAAUCAUCUUAUUGGCAUUAGCAUCUUCAGUUGUAACUUGUUACGAUCCAUCUCCUCUUCAAGAUUACUGUGUUGCCACCAACAAUACGAAUGGAGUUUUCGUGAAUGGAAGGUUAUGUAAAGAUCCAAAACUAGUAACGUCCAAUGAUUUCUAUUUUUCCGGCCUAAACACCCCUGGAAACACCAACAACCGUCUUGGCUCAUCGGUCACCAAUGUAGAUGUCAGAAGAAUCUCUGGUCUCAACACUCUCGGAGUUGCCCUUUCCCGCUUUGAUUUCGCCCCUGGAGGACAAAUCCCACCGCACAUACACCCACGUGCCUCCCAACUGAUCUUAGUCCUCGAGGGAACGCUCUUGGUCGGGUUUGUGUCCUCCAACGACUACAACUCCACGCUCUUCUCCAAGGUUCUUUAUCCCGGAGAUGUAUUUGCUUUUCCCGUCGGUUUGGUUCAGUUUCAUGCUAAUAUUGGCAAGACGAAUGCGGUUGCGAUUGGUGCAGUCGGGAGUCAAAAUCCUGGUGUGGUUCCGAUUGGUAAAACCCUUUUCGGGUCCCGCCCUUUGAUUGAUACAAGGCUUUUGGCUAAAGCUUUUGCGUUGGACGUGAAUACAGUGAGAUAUCUCCAAAGGGUGUUUUCUUCGGAAGAAAAUAUAGUUACCCCUAUAGUUAACUAGUUCAACAGAAUAACUAUAAAACAUAUUGUGAAUAUAUUAAGUAUAUAAUAAAGUAUUUCAUAAGUACUGUAUACGUAAAAAAUACAGAAAAUGAUAAGUCUGUGGGAAUUAAAUUUGUAAGUGUAUGUAAUAUAUGUGUGCUAAUUUAAAAACAGUAUAUGGAAAAUUAAUUAUUAAAAUUAAUGAAUGAAUAAAUAUAAAAUAAGAUCUUUUAAACUUUAAGAGAAAGAGAUAUAUAUAUAUAGGGCGUAU